AUGGUCAAAAUAAAUGUGUCCCACUGCGGUCCCCCCCCGCUACAUGGAGCCCCACAUCCUGGGCUGGAGGCCUCUCAUGCUCAAGCUCAGGCUCAUUUGAAGUAUCCUCUUCCUGAGGCCACCCCCGAUGACGUCAAUGUGAGACACAUUACUAUACUUACGGAUGGUGAUACACCAAACAUUAAUAAGAUCACCAACAGUGAACUGUUCCACUGUCCCUUCUGUAAAUACGUGGGUGCAAAAUUCAAGGUCGACUACCAUGUAAAAGGCCAUUCGUCAGUGAAACACAAAGAGUUCACAAUAAUCAAGUGUGGAUUAAGUUGUCGGACGGCAACACAUUUUCAUUGUUGCUAUUGUGCAGCAACACUUAGAAAUCGAUCGCAAUUGGUAAGGCACCUACAAAUACACCAGGAGGAGGUGCAAGCUGCAGCCCCUGUACAGCACUUUGUGGCCCCCGCUCAACUCCCUCAGCUCCCCGUGGCCCUCCCUCAGCUCCCCGUGGCCCUCGCUAAGGUCUCUAAGGUCCCUCAGCUCCCCGUGGCCCUCCCUCAGCUCCCUGUGGCCCUCGCUAAGGUCCCUCAGCUCCCUGUGGCCCUCGCUCAGCUCCCAUUGGCUCCUGCAGAAUGUUCCACUGCCACUAAAGCAUCAAGUGAGCAAAAUAAAUUCUGUUGUCCUCAUUGCAAGUUGAUUUUAAACAAAAAAAACUUCAAAACACACAGCAGGAGAAAACACACCAACCUCCUUGAGACAAUAACGAAGGACAGAUUUUUGGCCUGUCAGUGUAUCGAUGGCACACAUGGUGUGUUUGCAGUUGAAAAAUCUUUUUGUGGUCCUGCAACACCCAUACAUGUAAUCAAGAAUAUGUGGGGGCCAGCACAGAAGAUCAUCUGUGAGGUCGACCAGUGUCGUUUGAAUGCUGACUUUGCUCAAAGGAGCGGGAUGUUGCCUUUCGAGUGCCACCACAUCCAAUCAUUAUUGUAUUGCCCACGCACUGACGGUCAAACCGUGACACUUCCAGGUGAGGCCUUGGAAAGAAUGGUGGAAAACAAGUGGUUUGGUGAGGAGCGUAAGGCCGGCCUCUUGCGUUUCCAAAAAAAUGCUGAUGCUGAGGGUGUGCCUCUGUCUGUGCACUUGACUGUAGGUGGUCCACCAUCUAAAUUUCAUAUAUCUGUUUAUGAAAAAAAGGUAACAUACCACAGCAGGUUGGGAAGAGUUAUUGUGGCAUAUGAUGCAAAGCAAAACACCUGGCAUUGUCCCUGCUCUAAAGCGAGACAAUCCUGUAUCCAUAAAGCUGUUGCUAAAUGGCAUCUGUUUGUAACAAAGAGGGAGCUUUUUAGGAAGGUGAAGAGCACAGAGGAAUAGACACUUAAUCUUACCGAGAUCAGCACAGUCCAAUACGACAGCGACUCUGAGGACAGUUAUCCACCAGAUGACAGAAAAAUCGCAAGGAUGCUUAAAUACCUCCUCAACAACAAAAAGCUCCCGGCAAAUAUAC
Limanda limanda (common dab) is the source of this 1495-nucleotide messenger RNA. RefSeq lists its product as uncharacterized. The coding region runs from base 1 to 1362 and encodes 453 amino acids. The transcript is spliced from 4 exons. NCBI's taxonomy places the organism in Eukaryota, Metazoa, Chordata, Actinopteri, Pleuronectiformes, Pleuronectidae. The record is from RefSeq and is a predicted model, not a curated record.